This is a messenger RNA of Poeciliopsis prolifica (blackstripe livebearer), 2445 nucleotides long. It is a transcript of the gene ccn5, whose product is annotated as cellular communication network factor 5. The record is from RefSeq and is a predicted model, not a curated record. The transcript has 5 exons. Bases 64 to 1227 code for a protein of 387 amino acids. Gene Ontology annotation, cellular component: extracellular matrix; extracellular region. Gene Ontology annotation, biological process: cell adhesion; signal transduction. NCBI's taxonomy places the organism in Eukaryota, Metazoa, Chordata, Actinopteri, Cyprinodontiformes, Poeciliidae. Gene Ontology annotation, molecular function: integrin binding; heparin binding.
GCUCUUAGCGAACGGCUCCCAUCCAUCACACAGAGGGAAACACCGAGCAGCACCAGGAUCGCAAUGGGCCGACUGGAUCGCGGUGUGGUUACUCUGGCUGCGUUGCUCUGUGUGGCCACACAGGUUCUGUGCCAGCUGUGCAACAGGCCCUGCCUUUGCCCUGCUUCUGUCCCUCAGUGCGCUGCAGGCGUCCCUCUGGUGCCGGACGGCUGCAGGUGCUGCCAGGUGUGUGCUCGGCAGCGAGGCGAGUCGUGCUCAGAGAUGCUGCCCUGCGACAGGCAGAAAGGACUGCAGUGUGACUUCAGCGCCAGCUUCCCUGGAGACCCGGGAGAGUGUGUUGGUGACGAGGAUCUGAGCUGCAAGGUGAACGGCAUCACGUACCUCAACGGUCAGUCGUUCCAGCCGUCCUGCGACUCCUACUGCCACUGCCGAGGCGGAGGGGUGAGCUGCGUGUCGGCCUGUCCGCUGACGGGCCGUCUUCCCACUCCGGACUGUCCCAGCCCGCAGUUCGUCCGUUUACCGGGGAAGUGCUGCAAGGAAUGGGUGUGUGAAAAUCUGGAAAACACCGUGAUUCAAGACGCCAUUACAGCCAUGAAUCCAGGCAGGUCGGGGUCAACGAUGCCAGGAGCUCCUGUCCUGAAACAGCUGGUCCUGCCAGCCUCCAGCUGCGUGGAGCAGGCCACCCAGUGGAGCGCCUGCUCCCAGAGCUGCGGGGCCGGCAUCUCCACUCGGGUCUCAAACCAAAAUCCUGCCUGCAAGCUGCAAAUGGAGACCCGACUGUGCAAAGUGCGGCCCUGUGGAGCCGUUCAGCCUGCACUAAGGAAACCCAGGAGGGGACAGCAGGGUUGGUGCAAAGCCAGCUACAGGUCACCAGGUCUCAUCCGACUCGUGCAUCAUGGCUGCUUCAGCACUCAAGCCUAUCAGCUGCGGUACUGUGGCCAGUGCAACGACUCUCGAUGCUGCACGCCACACCAAACCUCCACCGCUCAGGUGACCUUCCGCUGCCCUACUGGCAGACUCCUGCAGAAAGCUGUCAUGAUGAUCCACUCCUGCGUGUGUCACAACAACUGUCCCUACGCGCCUUACAAAACCCGGCUCUCUGGGCACACAGGCCCUGAUUGGUCUGUGGAGAAUCGGACGACUGAUCUGAUAGGCUGGCUGGUGAAAAACAUCUCAAGGUUCAAUGUAAAUGAAGACAGACAUGAAAAUGAUCAGGGGAAACUGUGACUGACCUGAACGAAUGUUGAUUUAUAUACAUUGAUGAACUCUGCACUCUCUUGAAAGCUUCAAGAAGCUCUGGCAUCUUUUAAAGCAUUUAUGUGGUCAUUUUAAUCACAAUUUAAACAACUUUAGUUCAAAAACAUUCUCUUAAAUAGGAACUAUUCUGCAAAAUUCACAUUUUGCACUGCAAAAAUACAAAAUCUUGCCAAGUAUUCUUGUCUAGAUUCUAGUGCAACUUGAAAUAAGACAAAAAGAACUUUUGAGUAAAUUUUCUGCGAGUUAUAGGCGCUUGUUUUAAGUAAAUAAAUCUUUAAUAUUGAUGAAAACUUACUAGUUCCAUUGGCAGAUUAUUUAACUUAUAAUAUGGGAAAAAUAUUUUGUUGUAAAUGAAAUAAUCUAUUAGAACUAGAGCUUUUUCAUCCAUCUUGAGAAAUUAUUGACUUAAAAUCAGCUCCUAUAGUUUGCAGAAAAUUUACUCAUAAGUUGGUUUUGUCUUAUUUCAAGCUCACUAAGAUAUUUGUACGAGAAAUUAGACAAAAGUUUCUUAUAUAUUUUGCGAUUUUUUACUUAUAUUUGGGUCUCUAUUGCCCCUCACAUAACCUAGCAAGCACAGCCAAGCUCCAGCAUGUUUUGACUAUACUGCGGCUGCUGGAAAAGAGAAAUGCUUUGAUGUUGAGUUACCAUCCAGAAACCACUUGCUGGAUUCUUGUUGGUUGUGCAGGAGGCUCCACUUCUGCUUUGCAAAGGUAAUAAGUCAUAAUUGGUUACCUAUUUGCAGCCAUUUUUACAUGUGAACGUAAACGUUGAGUUGGAGGGCCAGCGGCUUAUUUGGAUGUAAAGUGAAUUGAAACAGUUUGGCAAAGAAGAGGGAAAAGGACUUGAUUUGUUUUCCUGAAACCUGACCUUUGACCUAACUAGAUUUAAAGUAAUACAUAUUUUAAAUAUGUAGCAGCAUCUUUUGGAGCUAACAUGUAAAUAGAUUCUAGUACAUGUCCAUUAUCUGUUGUCAGUGUACUUAAAGAAUAACUUUGAGCAGUGAUUUCAUUUUUUCAGCCUCUAAAGUGUACAGUUUUAAAGUCGUAAUAGCAGUUUAUUGAUGUUGCACUUUGUUUGUUGUUGUUUAUAAUGUAAAUAUUUUCUAGACAGAAGCUUUUCUUCAAAUGAAUAUUUUUAUAUCCUGUGUCAUAGUUUUUUUUCCUAAAUAAAUUUAAUGUUUUUACAAGU